AUGGCGGCAGCACUAUUGCAAGUGCUGGAGCGCUCCGAGACGAUUAAACUGCCAAAAGCAGUACAAAAUAAACUCGAGAAGUUUAUUUCGGAUCAGCAAUAUGAAAUAGACUCUCUGAAGGCGCAGCUGGAGCAGUUUAGAGUCGACAGCGAGCAACAGUUCUUCGAGAAAGUGAAACGACUUGAACAGUGCCAGGAAGAGUUUGUGUCUCAGACUCAGGAAUACCAUAAACUGAAGGAGGAGUUCUCCAAGACUGAUGAGGAACUUAAAAUUGCACGUGAGAAGAACAAGGACUAUGAAGGCGCACAAGAGAGGUUGUCAUCAGAACAGCUCCUGCUGUCAAAAGCCAAAGAGGAACUGGAGGCAGAAAAGCGAGAGCUUGUGCGAACAUUGGAGAGGAGAUCCUUGGAGGUGGAGCAUUCAAAUGAGGACUUAAGGCAGCUCAAUGAAAAAUUUGUGGAAGUCAGUGCUUCCAAGAUGGGGCUACAAAUGAAAUUAGAUGAACUUGAAGCAGCAGAGGUCAACAUAAAGUACAGGGAGAAGCGUAUGGAACAAGAGAAGGAGCUGCUGCAUGGCCAGACGACUUGGUUAAAUGAGGAGCUGAAGGCCAAGAGUGAAGAACUACUGUCUCUGUCCCGUCAGAAGGGUAACGAGAUCCUCGAACUCAAAUGCAGCCUGGUGAAUAAAGAAGACGAGUUGAACAGACUUCAAGACCAAGUGGCUAGUUUGAAGACUUCAAAUGAGCACCUUCAGAAGCAGACUGAAGACAUGAUCAGCAAACUAAAAGAUGCCAAGGAGCAGCAGAUUACCAUGGAGGAAAAGUUCAGAAACGAGCUGAAUGCCAACAUUAAGCUGUCCAAUUUAUACAAGGGAGCAGCAGCAGACUCUGAAGCAAAGAGUGAGGAACUGAGUCAGGCAGUGGAGGAGCUGCAUAAGCUGCUGAAAGAUGCUGGAGAGGCAAACAAAGCCCUCGAGGAGAAGCUGCAGGAGAUGAACAGUGCAAAAGAAAAGACAGGGGAUGAGCUGAGGGAAAGGAUCCAGUGCCUUGAGAAAGAGCUUGACAACGCCAAUGAGCUGCUCUCAGACUCCAAACAUAGAGGCCCUGUCGGUGCGACCUCAUUGCUGUCAGAGGAGCAAAUGACAACCAUGUCCCCAACAGCAGCAGCUGUAGCCAAGAUAAAACCUGGCAUGAAGCUGACUGAGUUGUAUACAGCAUAUGUGGAGAGCCAGGAGCAACUGCAGUUGGAGCGCCUGGAGAACAAGCGGGUCAACAAGUAUCUGGAUGACAUAGUGCAGGAAGUAGAAGCCAAGGCCCCUAUUCUCAAACGGCAGAGAGACGAGCACGAGCGGAUGCAGAAAUCAGUGGCCAGUCUGUCUACCAGGCUGGAGCAGGCUGUGAAGGAGGUGCACCGGCUGCAGAAGGAGGCUGAUGAGUCUAACAAGCGCUCCUCUGUCCUGGAAAGGGAAAACCAGCGGUCUGAACUGCAGCUGGCAGAUAUGGCCCAGCAGGUGCGUGUACUGCUGAUCGAGCUGGAGGAAGCACGUGGAAACCACGUUAUUCAGGAGGAGGAGGUGAGCUCAGCUGAUAUCAGCAGCACCUCAGAAGUAAUCAGCCAGCACUUGGUGACCUUCCGUGGCGUGGAAGAGCUACAGAGGCAGAACCAGCGCCUCCUGACAGCCCUCAGGGAGCUCAGCGAAGCCCAGGAGCAGGAGGAGUUUGAAGCAGUCGGUGCCAAGCAUGGUGAGCUGGAGCAGAGUCUGGAGAAAGCCCAAGCUGAGCUGGAGACCUUGAGGGAGCAGCGCAACCAGCAGACACAGAUGACUGAGUCCAUAGUGAGACAGAGGGACAUGUACCGUGUGCUUCUGGCUCAGGCAACUGGAGUCAGCUUCCCCCAGCAAGGUACAGCACCUGAGGAGUUCUCACUGACCUCCACCCCCCGGCGCUCCCCAGCAACUACCCCCACUACAGCAACACCCACUGCACUGGUCUCCAUGGCAACAGAGUCUGCAGAGGCAUUGGAGGCUAAGGCAGCUCUGCGACAGUUGCAGGAAGUGUUUUCCAUCUAUAAGAAGGAGCGUGUGGAGAGUGAGAAGGCGCUGACAGAGCAGAGUGAGAAGCUCCAGGAGCAGCUUUCUGACCUCCGCUCCCAGAAUGCCAAGACAUCCACCCAGCUGGAGUUUGCUUCAAAGAGGUAUGAGAUGCUGCAGGACAAUGUUGAGGGCUACAGGAAAGAGAUCGCCUCCCUCAGAGAGAAGGGACAGAAGAUGGCCACCGCCGCCCAGAAAAACGAGCAGACCAUUCACACCCUGAAUGAGGACCUGAAAGCUGCCCAGGAAAAACUCAACAUGGCUGAGGGUCGUGCUGAGAACCUGCGUAAGGAGAAGGACAUGCUGAAGUUGGCGGAGUCCAGAUUGAUUCAGGAGAAAGAGACCAUCCUGAACCAACAACACAGCCAGAACCUGCUUCUCACCAACCUCCAGGCCAUCCAGGCCUCGCUAGAGCGCUCAGAAACUGAUACCCGUCAGCGUCUGAACCAGCAGUUGGAGAAGCAGGAGCGGGAGAUCUCCCAGCUGCAGAAGAGGCUGGAGCAAGAGGUGGAACAGCGUCACCUGCUCAGCAGAAACCAGGAAAUCCAGUUAAUUGAUGCGAAGAAGCAGUUGGAGACCCAGGUGGCCCUGCACCAGAAGACCAGGGAGCUGCUGAAUGCUGCCCAGCUGGAGGUCAACACCCUGAGGCUGCAGCAAGGCAGCAGCGAAGCACGCCUCACCCUGAGCUCACCCUCUACACCCACCGUGGGCUUUAGAGGCCUCCAGGGUUCAGAUCAGGACAGAGAGGACCUGCGCAGCCGUCUGCGACAGGCUGAAACACGGGCUGAAGAGCUGGCAGAGAGCCUGAGGGUGGCAACCUCCGACAUGGAGCAGUACAAAGCCAUGGCUCAGUGCCUUGAGGAGUCCCUGGACAGAGAAAAACAGGUGACAGAACAGGUGCGCUCCUCCACCGAGUCCCGUGUGAAGGAGGCAGAGGAGCAGCACCACCAGCUAGAGGGGAAGCUUCUGGUUGCAGAGAAAGAGAAACAAGAGCUGGAGGAGGAUAAGAGGAAAGCCCUGGCUUCUUUAGAGGAACAGAUGAGUGAGCUGCGGAGGAGUCUGAGCAGCGCCCAGGCAGAACACCAGGAGGCGCUGCAGAGAGUUGCAGAAGCUGAAGCCCAGCAGCAGCAGGCCAUGUGUGACAGCAAGGAGCAGGCUAAGCUUGCAGCUGAGGCACAAGAUAAGUAUGAGCGGGAGAUGAUGCUGCACGCAGCGGAUGUGGAGGCCCUGCAGGCGGCCAAGGCUCAGGCCCUGCAGGCAGUCGAAUUCAGACACCAGCUGGAGGAGAGGGCUGAGAGGGUCGGCGCUCAGCUGUUGGAGGCAAGGGUCUCUUGGGAGGAGCAGGAAAAGAUUCUCAAGGAGGAGAUGUCUAAGGUGGAGAGCCGUUGUAAGGAGUUACAGGGGCAGAACACUCUUCUUCACGAACAGAUCCAGGCAAUGAGCAGCAAGAUGGCUGCCAACCUGCAACGUGCUGCCAGUGAGCUCCCCAUGAACAUCUCACUCACUGAGGAGGAAAAAUCUCAAGACCAACUCCUGGAGAUCCUCAGGUUUGUGCGUCGGGAGAAGGAAAUCGCAGAGUCUCGUUUUGAGGUGGCACAAGGGGAGAGCUUGCGUCACCGUCUGAGGGUGGAGCACCUGGAACGAGAGCUGAAAGAGAUGCAGGAUAGUCUGAACGCUGCAAGGGAGAGGAUGCAGGUUACAGCUAAAACCCUGGCUCAGCACGACGAACUUAUGAAGAAGACAGAAACCAUGAACAUCCUGAUGGAGACCAACAAGAUGCUGAGAGAAGAGAAGGACAAGAUGCAGCAAGAACUGCAGCAAACCCAGGCCAAGGUGCGCAAACUGGAGUCGGACAUCUUGCCGAUGCAGCAGGCCAACUCUGAGUUGAGUGAGAAGAGUGGCAUGCUGCAGGCGGAAAAAAAGAUUCUGGAAGAGGACAUCAAACGCUGGAAGGCACGGACGCAGCAUUUGGUGAGCCAGCAGAAAGAUUCAGAUCCAGAGGAGUACAAGCGUCUGCACAUUGAGAAAGAGGCACACCUCAAACGUAUCCAACAGCUCAAUGAAGACAACAGCAGACUUAAAGCAGAGGUGGCAAGUGUGGGUAAUUCCCUAAAGAGAGAGCUGGAGGUCAAGAAUCAAGAUCUCCAGGAGAAGAUGCGCACCAUCACUCAGGUCAAGAAGAUUGGACGUCGCUACAAGACCCAAUACGAUGAGCUCAAGGUGGAGUAUGACAAGAUUGUUGCUGAGGCGGCGGCAGGCCCGUCCCAGGAACAGGAGGCCCGUCAGGCUUCAGUCCAGGAACUUCAGAGCCUGAGGGAUUCCCUGGGCCAGGCUGAAACCAAAACCAGAGAUCUGGAGGCACAGCUGGAGAACCUCACCAAGGCGAUUGGGGAGCGUGACACUGAGAUACGCAACGCCCAGGAGCAGUCAUCCAGGCUGCAAGCGGAGCUGUCCAGGUUGAGGCAGGAGCUGCAGGACAAAGCUUCCCAGGAGGAAACACGGAGACAGCAGCUCGCUGACAAGGAGGAAAAGACCAGGAAGGCCUUCAUGGGUGCCAAGCAGAAGAUCAGCCAGCUCAUGGCCUCCAAAGACCAGCUGCAGAAAGAGAACGAGGAACUGAAGCAGCAACGUGAGGAGCUGGAGGUGCGAGUGAGUGCUCUCAAGUCUCAGUACGAGGGCCGUCUGAGCCGGCAGGAGAGGGAGAUCAGAGACCUGCGAGGCCAGCAGGAGAGACAGGAACAGAGAGACGAGCCGCCUGAGGCAGGACCCAGCAAGACUCAGGAGCAGCAGAGGAGCACAGAGCAGAGACAGAUCAGUCUGAAGACUACCCCAGCUGCAGACAGGGGCAGUGCCAGUACCUCUGAGCCACCAACUGCCAACAUCAAGCCAACACCUCUAGUGGCUACAGGCAGCAAGCAGCCAGUCAACCCAGGGAACAAACCCACUCCAAGGGCAAGCAUCAGGCCCAUGAUCACCCCCGCCACCGUACCCACCCCGACACCCACUGCUACUGUCAUGCCCACCACACAGGUGGAAACUCAGGAAGCCAUGCAGUCUACUGAAGGUCCACCAGUGGAACACAUGUACGGCAGUGCCAGCGGCUCAGUGCGCUCCACCAGCCCCAACGUCCAGACCACCUUAGCUAGCCCCAUGCUCACUGUGCAGCAGACCCAAACACAGGCCACUGCGUUCGUCCAACCAACACAGCAACAGAGCCAGACCCAUGCAGAACCAGCCAAUCAGGAACCACCUCCUGUGGUGAUGGAGGCAGCACCCAGCUCACAGGUGGAGAGGCCUUCAACCUCGUCAGCGCCAUUUGGAACUGUUUCAGCAACACCAGGAACCUCCUCAAUGUCCAAGAGGCCUCGUGAAGAGGAGGACAGCACCACUGUGGUCACCGACACAGAGACCGCCCAGGAGGAUUCCUCUGAGCCCCCAAUCCCAAAGAAGUUACGCAUCAUCCAGAGGGUGGGCCCUGAGGAGGAGGUGCUAGCUGAGGACAGCACAGAGGCAGAGGGUGUGGUGCCAACAGACUCUCAAGAAGGUCCCGAAGCCAGCCAGGCAGAAGAGUUUCCAGUGCUCGGGGAGGGCGAUGAGAGUGGAGCCUCCCAGUCCGUGCCCGUGGAGCUAGAGGUCACUGUGACCCGCACCGACACCCCUGACCAGCCGCAACAGGACGUCAUCGUCAUAGUGACUGACACAGAGAGUGAGGAUGACCAAGAAGAGGAAGAAGACGACGAGGAGGAGGAAGAAGAGCCGGACUAUGAGGAGGAGGAUGAAGAGGAAGACGAGGAUGAGGAGGACGAGGAAGAUGAGGAUGAAGAUGAUGGAGGGAUGGGGGAGGAAGGAGAAGACAGCAAUGAGGGGAGCGGAGACGGCAACGAGGCCUAUGAAGCAGACGACACAGAGGGAGCUGAUGUAACAGACCCAGGCACGGAGACAGAGGAGAGUCUGGGGGCGUCUGACUCCACCCAGCGGCUGGCUGACUCCCAGACACCCAGCUUUGAAACCACCACGAUGGAGGCCUUCUCCACAGAACAACCUAUCACAAGCUCCGGUUCACGCAUGCCCCAGUCGCCACGGAGACCACCUCAUCAGCUGCCCCCUCACCUCAACAUCCACCCAGCCCAGACACCUGAGCUGGGGCCUCCUGCUCAGGUUCAGCGUAUCCCAAUUCGUCGCCAGUCACAGGGCCGAGCACCCCAGCUUACGCCCGGAAUGGCCAGCAGUGCUCAACACUUCUUUGAUGACGAUGACAGGAUGGUUCCCAGCACUCCCACUCUGGUGGUGCCGCACCGCUCGGAUGGUUUUGACCAGGCCAUCCAUUCCCCCCAGGUGGCCGGUGUACCCCGAUUCAGGUUUGGCCCUCCAGAGGACAUGCCACAGACCAGUUCCUCCUCCCACUCUGACCUGGGACAGCUUGCGUCACAAGGAGGUCUGGGGAUGUAUGAAAGCCCCCUGUUCCUCGCACAUGAGGAGGAGUCUGGUGGUCGCAGCGUUCCCACAACACCACUCCAAGUUUCAGCACCAGUAACAGUAUUCUCUGAGGUGCUCCCUUCUGACGGCACAGAGCACGCCUCCCAGUCGGUUCCCAUGGUGACCACAUCCACGCCAGGUUUGGUUAUGCCAGCAGGAGCCAGCACAGGAGAGGAGAGAGAUGACGUGUUCCUAGAGCCAGACACCGACAGGCCCAGUGCGGAAGCGUCAGUGGAUCCUGUGGUGUCGCAGGGGGACAUGGAGGAGCCGAGCCAGCCGUCUGACGAGGCCAGCCUCCCCUCCACUAGUCAGGAGCCCUCAUCCAGCUCUGCAGAUACAAGCAGCGGUCCACCCAAACAGUCUAGACCUGGGCCCAGCAGACAGCUGCAGCGCUGGUCAGAGAACCGUGGGGGCCGCAUGAAGAGAGGGCAGCCAUUUCCUUCUCGAGGUAUACACGGGAGACGAUUUGCCAGAUGAAGCGCUCAACCAGCAUUUCAGCCAUGAUUGACAACCUUGACAUCAUUCCUGACCGUGAAACAAUAUUUUUCCAGUUGAGUGUUCAGAUUCUCUCUUGAUUAUGUUCUCUUAAUUUGCCUGUGCUUUGUUUUGUUUGUUUUUGGGUUUUGUUUUGUUUUGGGUUUUUUUUGCUCUUAGAAAGUACUGUUAUAAGUGCAGUCCAUGCUAAAGCAAUGUGUUAUAUGACAAAACAAUAAAGUUUAACACUUUUGAGAA
Myripristis murdjan (pinecone soldierfish) is the source of this 7296-nucleotide messenger RNA. It is a transcript of the gene tprb, whose product is annotated as translocated promoter region b, nuclear basket protein. NCBI's taxonomy places the organism in Eukaryota, Metazoa, Chordata, Actinopteri, Holocentriformes, Holocentridae. Gene Ontology annotation, biological process: regulation of mitotic spindle assembly; protein import into nucleus; mRNA export from nucleus. Bases 1 to 7041 code for a protein of 2346 amino acids. The transcript is spliced from 51 exons. Gene Ontology annotation, cellular component: nuclear pore. The record is from RefSeq and is a predicted model, not a curated record. Gene Ontology annotation, molecular function: structural constituent of nuclear pore.